GUGACGUAGGUCGUGAUCCGCCAUAUUGUCUCUGAUACAGCAGAAAUCUCAUAUCCGAACAGGCAUACCGGCGACGGUUUGAAAUUUGGCCAUUGGGACUACCACCCGAUUUUCCGGGAAACGUUCGUUCGUCUCAUUGAUCACGGGGCAACAACCACGUGCCCCUGGUGCCCCUCCCUUGUCCUCAAAGUACCCCCCCCCCCCCAAUCCCCAACUCCCCAUACCCUUACCCCCUUUGAAUCAAAAUCCACACCGACCUUUCUUUCUCCCUCCCUUCCCGAGCGCUCCGCUGCAGAGAGCGCUCACCACCCACUCUGCCAAGCUGUCGGACAUGUCGGGACCUGUGUCGAGCCGGGCCAGGGUGUACAAUGAGGUCAACACUCACCGACCGAGGGAGUACUGGGACUAUGAAUCCCAUGUCGUGGAAUGGGGCAACCAAGAUGACUUUCAGCUUGUGCGAAAGCUUGGGCGUGGCAAAUACAGUGAAGUCUUUGAGGCCAUCAACAUCACCAAUAAUGAAAAAAUUGUAGUCAAGAUCCUUAAGCCUGUGAAGAAAAAGAAAAUAAAACGUGAGAUUAAGAUUUUGGAGAAUCUGCGAGGAGGCCCAAAUAUCAUCUCCCUUAUAGACAUCGUGAAAGACCCUGUGUCUCGGACACCUGCUUUGGUCUUUGAACAUGUUAACAACACUGACUUUAAGCAAUUGUACCAAACUUUGACAGACUAUGACAUCCGGUUCUACAUGUAUGAGAUCCUUAAGGCUCUGGACUAUUGUCACAGUAUGGGAGUCAUGCAUAGAGAUGUGAAGCCACAUAAUGUGAUGAUUGAUCAUGAACACCGCAAGUUACGUCUGAUUGACUGGGGCCUGGCUGAAUUUUACCACCCAGGACAGGAGUACAACGUCAGAGUCGCCUCACGCUAUUUUAAAGGACCAGAGCUCUUGGUGGACUAUCAGAUGUAUGACUACAGUCUGGAUAUGUGGAGCUUGGGGUGUAUGCUGGCAAGCAUGAUCUUCAGGAAAGAGCCUUUCUUCCAUGGCCAUGACAACUAUGACCAGCUGGUCAGAAUAGCCAAGGUUUUGGGAACAGAAGAUCUAUAUGACUACGUUGACAAGUACAACAUUGAGCUCGAACCCCGCUUCAACGAUAUACUUGGAAGGCAUUCUCGGAAGCGGUGGGAACGCUUUGUCCACAGCGAAAACCAGCAUCUGGUCAGCCCAGAGGCUCUGGAUUUCCUUGAUAAACUGUUGCGCUACGAUCACCAAGCCCGUCUAACUGCUCGUGAGGCCAUGGAUCACCCCUACUUCUUCCCCGUUGUGAAGGACCAGUCUCGUGGUGGAGUCGCCAACAUACCCACUGGGAACCCAGCUGUUAGCACAGCCAGCAUUAUUACUGGUAUCUCUGCCUUGCCAGCUUUGACUGCCCUUGGUCCACUCAAUGGCUCACCUGUGCUGUCUGCCACCACCAAUGCUCUGAGCUCCCCAGUGCCAACUGCUGCCGGAGCCCCUCAGUGACCACCUCAUCAAAUCCAGAUGGAGACAGGUGCAACUCUACUAGCUCUCUACAUCAUAAGUCUGCGUGGCCAAGCCUCAUCAAAACCUUACGAUUUGUGUUCUUCCUUGUGUCCUCCUCCUAUCAGUUUAACAUGCUCACGUGACAUGAAAUGAAUGUCCCGUGUAGAUAAAACACACUGAUGUUCAUUUCUCUAAAUGCAGCAAUGCAUUCAAGGGGGAAACUGUGUCAUCCAUGUUUGUUACGUUUUUUUGUUAGGAUUAUGUUGUACUUUAAGAAGUACGUUGGCAGAAGGCAAACAAGAGAUAUUUGCCCUCAGGACCAAAAGGAGCACAUCUUGAAUAAACUUGUUUUGCUUCCAGUAACUGUGAACACAUUGUGUGCUGUUUUGUGCUCCAGAUGCACGACACUACGAUCUGAUUAGUGUCUGAAAACGUCCAGCCAUACCAGCCAAAACAUUGAGACCAAACCUUCCUCGCACACAAGACACUCUCACACUCUUCUGGCCUGCUGGAUGCGGCCCAGUAGAUGAGUAAUUUAUUUCUUAAGAAAUGCUGCUUAGUAGUUCCUUGAAAUACUUCAAGACGUAACCAAAGUCCCAUUCAUUUGAAAGAAUAGUGAAACAAACCAGGUUUUUGCUCUCAAUAGAUAAAGGUGUUUAAAAAUCAGGGUUGUUUUUUCUUCAUGCAAAAAAUGUGCUCAUUUUUCCUACAAGGGUUUUAACUGUGGCGAGAGAACACACAAAAAAGGGAGAGAAGGAGAGAGAAAGAGUCAUGGUCAAAAUAGCUAUAUCUGCAGUAUAAUUUUUGUUGUUGUCCUGUAUAUCUUUGGAUGAUGUGGAGUCGUUGGUUGAGACAAAAAUUGAAUGCUUUUCAGCCCUCGUUACUGCACAGACAAGUAAUCUAAAGACACUGGAGAAAAUGCUGAUUGAUGCAAGUGUAUAACGAACAAAUCCUUGUAUCCAAAAUGAAGACUUUUAUGCAUGGCAAGGUGAGGAGUUUGCAUUUAAUGUUUUGUGGCCAGGCCUGCGAUAAGUAAAAACCAGAAUGUGUUAAGGUUGACAAUGUGAGUAUUCAUAGCAUUUUUAUUUGAUGAAUCAAUUCUUGACAGGUGAAUGAAAUGCUGUUAAAUUUGGACUAAAACUCAGCAGUUCAAUGAAGUGUGGCUCUGUGAUUGGCCAACAGUUGGAUCUACACCAGUUUAUUCAAGUCCAAAAUGCUGAAUAGCACUUAAAGGACAUCAAUCUCCUGUGUUCUUGUGCCACAGUGUGAAAGACUUGAAAGUUUUUGACCCUGCUGUACAUCUUCUGUAAACAUGGAAAUACAAAAAUCAAAAUGUGUACAUUGAGUCCCGACACCACUGUAUAUACUGAAUUUUUAUGCCCUUAUGUAGAAGACUAGUAUUUGCAAAUAUUUGUGUAAAUAAAAAAUUAUUUAUCAGUUA
Molecule: messenger RNA, 2951 nt
Organism: Hippocampus zosterae (dwarf seahorse)
Lineage: Eukaryota; Metazoa; Chordata; Actinopteri; Syngnathiformes; Syngnathidae
Gene: csnk2a4
Product: casein kinase 2, alpha 4 polypeptide
Exons: 13
Coding region: 332-1510 (392 amino acids)
Biological process (GO): protein phosphorylation
Cellular component (GO): protein kinase CK2 complex; cytosol; nucleus
Molecular function (GO): ATP binding; protein serine/threonine kinase activity
Source: RefSeq, a predicted model, not a curated record